AUGGACCCCAGAGACACCAUCCUUCUCUGUCUCGGCUUCUACAACAAACCCUUCUUCUCUGCUGACCAGGGCAUUGUGGUGAUGCUAGGGAAGAAUGUCUCCCUGCAGUGCAGUUCAGCACACAUCCCAUUUGAUAGAUUUUCACUGAUCAAGGAAGGAGGAGCCACCCUGUCACAGAACCAAAAUGGCAGACACCAAGGCAACUUCAUUCUAGGUCCUGUGAACCAAAGCUUCUCAGGGAACUACAGGUGCUAUGGUUGGUACAGCAGCAGCCCUUAUGUGUGGUCAGCCCCCAGUGAUGCCCUGGGGCUUGUGGUCACAGAUAUAAUGAAACAAGAUUACACAAUGGGGAAUUUGAUCCGAAUGGGUGUGGCAGGGCUGGUCCUUGUGGCUCUCUUGGCCCUACUGGUUAAAAAUUGGCACAACCAUCAGGCUCCAAACAAGGAAGACUGUCCAGAUUUUCCUGAGCUGAGCUGGAGUAAACAGAAAUGUCAGACAUAA
This is a messenger RNA of Neomonachus schauinslandi (Hawaiian monk seal), 501 nucleotides long. RefSeq names its product Fc fragment of IgA receptor (gene FCAR). Bases 1 to 501 code for a protein of 166 amino acids. Lineage: Eukaryota; Metazoa; Chordata; Mammalia; Carnivora; Phocidae. The record is from RefSeq and is a predicted model, not a curated record. The transcript has 3 exons.